GACGGGUGCUGUGGUCCCAGCACUGAUUUCCUUCAUUUCCUUCCUCAGCUGCACAGAAUACAGGGGCUAAUCUGUACAACCCUAGAAAGUCUGGAAGGGUGUAGGGGGGGAUAGCUUGUAACUGCUGGAAUACGGAAAAAAAAAGAUCCAGUAUGGGGGAGAGAAAGCGCCUGCAGCAGUGGAGGGUCCAGAUGAGCGCCGAGCUGGACAGGGUGAUGGACUUCUGGAUUCAGCACUCUGAGGACAAGGAAUAUGGAGGUUUCUUCACUUGCCUCGGCCGGGAGGGAGUCGUGUAUGAUCAGCUGAAAUACAUCUGGUUGCAGGGCAGACAGGUUUGGAUGUAUUGCCGUCUUUACAGGAAGGUGCCCAGGUUUCACAGAGAGGAAAUACUCAAUUCUGCCAUCUCGGGGGGUGAGUUUCUUAUUGCUCAUGCUCGCCCGUCAUCUGACUCCCUAAAAUGUGCCUUUGUGGUGACCCGUGAUGGUCAACCAGUGAAGAUCCAGCGUACCAUCUUCAGUGAGUGUUUCUUCAUCAUGGCGAUGGAUGAGCUAUGGAGGACAACUCAUAAGGAGAAGUACAAGAAAGAGGCAGUCAAGAUGAUGGAUCAGAUUGUGCACUGGGUGCGAGUAGAUUCAUCUGGUUUAGGGAGACCGGAGCUAUCUGGGGUUGAACCAGUGAACUCUAUGGCGGUGCCAAUGAUGCUGCUGAACCUGGUGGACCAGCUAUGUGAAGAUGAUGAAGAGGCAGCAAUGAAGUACGCAGAGCUGGGAACUUGGAGUGUGGAGAAGAUCCUGCAGCACCUACAGCGUGAUGGCCAGGCCAUUUUGGAGAAUGUUUCGGAAGAUGGCAAGGAGCUUCAAGGAUGCAUGGGCCGGCACCAGAACCCAGGACACGCCAUUGAGGCUGGCUGGUUUCUUUUACGUCGAGCCUUCACGAACAAUGACCAUAACUUGGGACAGACGGCUGUGGAAAAGUUUGUGCUUCUGCCGUUUCAAUCGGGAUGGGACAAGGAGUAUGGGGGACUCUUUUCUUUCCAAGAUGUAGAUGGCCAUUGCCCUACACAGCUGGAGUGGAGUAUGAAAUUGUGGUGGCCACACACAGAAGCUCUCAUAGCUUUCCUGCUUGGCUAUAUGGAAACAAGGGAUUCACGUCUGCUCGACGACUUCCAGGGGGUCUUUGAUUACGUCUUCGCCCAGUUUUCAGACCCAGAACACGGAGAGUGGUUUGGUUACUUGACUCAAGAAGGGAAGGUGGCACUCACCAUCAAAGGAGGGCCCUUUAAAGGAUGUUUCCACGUGCCUCGAUGCUUGUACAUGUGUGAAGAAAUGCUGACCAAGCUGAUAGAAGAGGAAGAUCAUGGAGCUAAAACACAAUGAGUUGUUGACAAGUUCUUUCCUUAUCUUGAUCUAAAUGAUUAAAAGCUAAUUAUCCAAGACCACCUUUUUGGUGACCACCAUUGUAAUAAAAACAAACCCUAAUUAAAUACUUUAUAUUUUAAUUAAAUAAAAAUUAAGACUUCAA
Messenger RNA from Bufo gargarizans (Asiatic toad), 1521 nucleotides. It is a transcript of the gene RENBP, whose product is annotated as renin binding protein. Gene Ontology annotation, biological process: N-acetylmannosamine metabolic process; N-acetylglucosamine metabolic process; carbohydrate metabolic process. The record is from RefSeq and is a predicted model, not a curated record. Gene Ontology annotation, molecular function: peptidase inhibitor activity; N-acylglucosamine 2-epimerase activity. Bases 153 to 1376 code for a protein of 407 amino acids. NCBI's taxonomy places the organism in Eukaryota, Metazoa, Chordata, Amphibia, Anura, Bufonidae. The transcript has 10 exons.